CAUCCAACCCAUCCAACCCAUCCCCAUCCGGGCCAAAAACCUCACUCACCACUCAUCACCUCGUCGUCCUUCUGUCCCUUACGUGCAUCACUUUGGCUCUCUUCCCUCCGCCGCUGCAUCUGCUCGAGCUCGACUGUGACGUGCCGGUAGAAAACAGAAACGUCAAUCUCCCUCUCCCAUUCACUCAUCGAACUCGGUGGCAACUUUGGCCCUGUGGCCUCCUCCUCCUCCUCCUCCUUCGACGCCCGAACCCGACCCAUCAUCAUCGGUAUAUAACAAUACUGGGCCAUGGCAUCGCGAAAGGUGUCUGUCCUCAAGUUUGUAGGGACCGUAUCCCUCGGUCUACUGACGGGCACUUCCUACACACUCUCUACCCUCACGAUCCCCUCCUUACUCGAGCUGCCUUCCGCCGCUACCGCAGCCAAGGCAUUCCGAUCCCUCGCGUCGACAGCAUCGACCCACCUCAAUAUCCUCACCACCUUUUCCAGUUCUGCCUUCCUCCUCGCCUUCGUGCUGUCCCCUCGGGGCUAUAGACACCCCUACCUCAUCUACACCUCCCUCUUCUGCUUCGGGACCCGCCUGGCCGACUAUGUGACCCCGUCCAUCUUCAGCGUUCCCGUCUCCAGGUCCGCCGCGGCAAAGCGACGUGCCGCCGCCAAGGACCGCAAGGAGCGGCGCGCUGCGAAGCGUAUGGAGGCUAGCUACGAGGUCCUCAGCGAUGCCCACAGCGACGAGGGCAACGGCAGCGCCAGCGGCGAGGAGCUCGAGGAAGACGUCAACGGCGAGGACGUCCGCGGCGAGGUCGAGUACUUCGUCCGGAACCAGGUGGUGCAGACGGUGCUGGCCGGCGUCGGGUUCAUGAUGGCGGUCGUCGGCAUCUGGGGCGACGGCGCCGCCGUCAACGUCUCGGAAUUCGUCGUCGAAUUCUAAGCUGACGGGCUUGCAGGGGAAGCGGCGGGAGAAGGGGCAGAAGC
Durotheca rogersii is the source of this 974-nucleotide messenger RNA. RefSeq lists its product as uncharacterized. The transcript has 3 exons. Gene Ontology annotation, biological process: autophagy of mitochondrion. The coding region runs from base 289 to 930 and encodes 213 amino acids. Lineage: Eukaryota; Fungi; Ascomycota; Sordariomycetes; Xylariales; Xylariaceae. The record is from RefSeq and is a predicted model, not a curated record. Gene Ontology annotation, cellular component: mitochondrion.